Messenger RNA from Guillardia theta CCMP2712, 735 nucleotides. RefSeq lists its product as hypothetical. Lineage: Eukaryota; Cryptophyceae; Pyrenomonadales; Geminigeraceae. The transcript has 3 exons. The record is from RefSeq and is a predicted model, not a curated record. The annotation marks the transcript as partial.
UGCACAGCCUGCCCAGCUGGAACGUACAAGGCGAGCGCAGGCACGGGAUCCUGCACCCCCUGCGCGCAAGGCAAGUACUCCUCGACCCCAGCAGCGACCAGCGAAACAUCCUGCACCGCCUCCGGCAAGUUCAAGUCCACGGAGCAGACAGCGUGCGAGUCAUGUGCGAUCGGCAGCUACGGCGAGGGCAACGGGAGCUCGACAUGCAUGCUCUGCCCGGAGGGAACUUACGGGGACACUGAAGGAGCGACGGCCUGUUCGACAUGCCCCAACGUUUCGCUGACCUCCUCUCCCGUAGGAAGCGUCGCCUCUGACAACUGCUCCUGCACCUACGGGUACGAGGCUGGACCAGACGGAAACUGUACCGCCUGUCAGCUGGGGAAGUACAAGGGCUGGAUCGGGAACGACGCUUGUGUCGCAUGCUCCAUCGGGACGUUCGCGGACGAGCUAGGAAUGUCAGUUUGCACCUCCUGCCCCGAGCACAUGUCCACGGAGACGGAGGGCAGCGACAACAUGACGGCAUGCUCCUGCAACUUCGGGUACCUGAGCUCCUCCAACUCCAGCUGUACCGCUUGCCCAGCUGGCACCUACAUGGAAGAGAACAGGACAUGUGCAAGCUCGUGCGAGCCUUGCUCGCGGGGGAAGUACAGGGACGGCAACAUGACUGAGUGUCAAACCUGUGCAGCUGGGAAGUACAUGGACAUGCCGGCCUCUUCCUACUGCAAAGAUUGCCCA